Sus scrofa (pig) is the source of this 1092-nucleotide messenger RNA. NCBI's taxonomy places the organism in Eukaryota, Metazoa, Chordata, Mammalia, Artiodactyla, Suidae. The record is from RefSeq and is a predicted model, not a curated record.
AUGGGGAGGGGAAGCGCACACACGAGCACCCACCCUGGCACGGAGAUCAGGCACAGCGGAAUGGAUCCCCACGCGCGCACACUGCCGGGAUUAAGACCGAUCACAUGGGGAGGGCCGGGGGCGAGAGAGAGAGGCAGGGCCGCCGAUGUCAAUGCCACCAGCCGCGCCUCAGCGUCCCCGGCGGCUGAGAGGCGGACGCCGCUGCUGCUGCUGCCGCUAGACGUCCCGCCGCCGUGCUCGCCCGUGCCCGCCUCUGCCUCCCAGCGCCGCUCCUCCACUCACACAGGCACAGCCGUGGAGCUCGGCAGACACAGUCCGGGGCGCAACCUACCCUCCACCGCUGCCGCCUCCUCCGCCGCCGCCGCCACCGCUCCCGCCUCCUCCCCUUCCUCCUCCCGGCCCCCGCCUCUAUCGCCCCAGCAGCCUCCUCCUCCUCGCGGAGCCCGCCCCCUGGCUCCCCGCCCAGACGUUGGGUCAGCGGUCGCUUAUUGGCUAGCGUGUGCGUCACUCACCGCCAGUGGCGACCUCCUCGUGGGUCCCGCCUCCCGCUCCUCCUCUUCGUCCCCGCCCCCUGCUCUGUUUUCUCCUGGUUGCCAGUCCUGUGGGCCUGUCGCCUCCACCAACCAGUCCCCGCUCAGGUGUCACUGUUGCUGGCAGGCCGGGGUUAGGGAAGGAGAAUGGGCAGGGGUCGCGGUUGGGAGGAGAGAGGCCCUACUAUGCCACCCUCAGCCCGAUUUGGCCUCCUCCCCGGCACCCCGCACACACACCCCAUACACCCCGGGCCGCUUUGGCAACCGUGCCUCGUCGGCUGGGUCGAGCCGCAGUGUGGGACCGUGUGGUGGUCAUUUAUGUUUCCCACUUGUGCAUCCACACCUUCCGAGGAGGGGCCGCUCUGGAGCGUUGCGGCCCGAAGACUUGGCAGAGCGUGCUGGGAGCUCUAGGACGCUGGAGCAGACUGUCCACCGAGGGGCCCUGAAGCCCAAAGCGGGCCCCACUCUGCACCCGCCCCCGCCGUUGGAAAGAGUGUGAAGGAGAGAAUGGGAGUCGUGGGAGGCUAAAUAGUGGCAGUGGCCAAAGUGCUCCCUUCUGACC